This is a messenger RNA of Anastrepha obliqua, 3784 nucleotides long. Its product is annotated as zinc finger protein rotund-like. Lineage: Eukaryota; Metazoa; Arthropoda; Insecta; Diptera; Tephritidae. The coding region runs from base 1 to 1431 and encodes 476 amino acids. The transcript has 2 exons. Gene Ontology annotation, biological process: regulation of transcription by RNA polymerase II. Gene Ontology annotation, molecular function: RNA polymerase II cis-regulatory region sequence-specific DNA binding; DNA-binding transcription factor activity, RNA polymerase II-specific. Gene Ontology annotation, cellular component: PcG protein complex; transcription regulator complex. The record is from RefSeq and is a predicted model, not a curated record.
AUGUGUUUUCAGAUUUUCAGUUCGAAAGCAGACCUUCAGCUGCAUACCCAAAUUCAUAUGCGCGAAGCUAAGCCCUACAAGUGCACGCAGUGUUCCAAGGCUUUCGCCAACUCUUCCUACCUGUCGCAGCACACUCGCAUCCAUCUCGGCAUCAAGCCGUAUCGCUGCGAGAUUUGCCAACGCAAAUUUACCCAACUGUCACAUCUGCAACAACACAUCCGCACGCACACUGGUGACAAGCCCUACAAAUGCCGACACCCCGGCUGCCAGAAAGCGUUCUCACAACUCUCCAAUCUGCAAUCGCAUUCGCGCUGCCACCAAACGGAUAAGCCGUUCAAAUGUAAUUCCUGCUAUAAAUGUUUUUCGGAUGAACCAUCGCUGCUCGAUCACAUUCCGAAGCACAAGGAGUCCAAGCACCUGAAGACACACAUCUGCCAGUAUUGCGGCAAAUCCUACACACAAGAGACAUAUCUCACCAAGCAUAUGCAGAAGCAUGCGGAGCGCACCGACAAGCGGCCGCCAAUAGCGACACUUAAUGCGAGUGGUAAUGGCGUCGGACCGGGUACGGCUAUAGGCGGCAGUGCCAAUAGCUUAAACAAUAGCGCGUCGGGUGGCAAUGCCAAUGGCGGCAAUUUAACGGGUAGUGGUGUUGUUGGUGCGGCGGGUGGUGUUGUAGGUGGUACAAGCACGAGCGCAAGUGGUUUGUCGAAUGCGAAUCCGCAUAAUCGUCAAACUCUAGGCUUGCCGCCGGUCUCAAUAGCGCCCACCGAGCAUUCCUAUUGGCCCAAGGUUAGUCCGGACUCGGCGGCCAAUAUGACGGACGUCAUGCAUCAGCAGCAACAGCAACACCAGCAACAACAACAACAACAUCAGCAACAACACCACCACCAACAGCAACAGCAACACGGCGGACAGCAGCACCAUCAUCAGCAGCAACAACAGCAGCCGCAGCAGCAACCACCGCAACAACAACAACAUAUGGACUUUCCGGCGGUAAAUACGGGUGGAGGUAGUGCGAGUGGUGGUGGAGGCGGUGCAUCAGGGGGACCCCCAAACGGACAUGGUGAAUUGCAGGCGCAUCACCGCAUGAGUGACAAUGGCCGUGAGGAUAUCGUAUCCACACCUUCCACCGUCGGUCCUUACGAUGCGGCCAGUAUUACGAAGACCACCAGCAAUUCAGCAUUCACACCCAUCAAUUCAAUGCCGCCGCACUUGAACACACUCAGUCACCAUCCCAUGGCACAGCGACCCUAUCUCUAUGAUGCUAUAAGUUUCCAGAAUAAAAAUGUCAAUCAAAACAAUUCGAACUCAUUUCCAAAUCAACUGAUAUCGCUGCAUCAAAUAAGAAACUAUGCGCACCAACCGGCGGGUCUAAUGGCCGGCGAACAUUUACUGGGCGUUAGUGUGGGGCCCGGUAAGGACAAGGGAUAGCUGUACUUUUAAGUGCGAAAGCACUGCAGAUAGAAGGAGGAUUGCCUAAUAGAUGAGCUCGAAGGAUGUGUGAACUAAGAAUGGCAAAUUUCCGAAGGGUAAUAAAAUGAAAGAUUUCAUACUUUAUAAGGAAUGCAGUGAGUGAAUUAAAUGAUGAGGUAGUGAGUAAGAAAAGGCCAGUAUGGUGUGCCCAGCAUGCAAGGUGGUCCAAAUAUAAGUUUUUUUUUUAAUCAGCUUGAAAUGAAAUGCUCGGAAUCUUAUCAUUAAUAGUUAACACAGCUCCGCAAAAUGAAAGGACUCAUUUUAGGCUUAAAAAGCGUUGAGAAAUAUUUCAAACUUAUUUCUAAUGGUAGUGUUGGGCUGCUCAAAUAUGCGUUUAUUGAGGCAAAUUUCGGAAUAGUGGAUUCCCACUGAAUGGAUUGAGAGCACAGACAUAAGUUUGGACGAUCUCUGGUUGUGAUUCAUAUAUUUUAAUGGUAAUGUGAAGAGUUUCCAAUGAAGCAAAAAUUAACAGAAAGAAAAGAUAAGUGCCAAUUUUUUCACUUUUAAAAAGAUACUUUUGUUUAGAACACCCUGUAUGCAUGCGCGCAGAAAAGAAUAUGAAAGAGUUAGUCGCACUGCUGAGCGGGGCCGACAAUUCUUCAUCAAUUUUAAUACGUCCUCCGUGUGCGCCACAUUUGUAAAAUAUUACAAGGAUAAGUUUUUUCUUCUAAGUAGUUAAGUUAUUAUUUUGUUUGUGUGCAGUUAUGUGAAAGUUUAUUGUACACCUAUUAAGAUUAUUUAGUUAAGGUAUGAAAUAAGUUCGAGCUAUUCACUUACCGUCCAUUCACUUUGAAGUUUUAUCGGAUAAUACGUCAAUCUCUACAAUGCCUUUGGUCUCGAAUUUCUUGCGCAUCGUAAAUUAUUAUUUCUAGAGCAUCCAAAUCGAUCAUCCUGUGCUCUUUUUUCUUGUGCAAGUCGCCACAGGAAUUCUUUGUUCAUCAGCUGAGUUUUUGUUUUUAAGGUUUCCAGAAAUCUACCCUUUUAAACCAGUGCAUUAGGCUACAUAUUUCUACGCCUUCUGUUUCGAUACAUCAUUUUGCAGACUUUUCCAAGUUGUCAUAUGAGUUUACAAUACCCUUCUUAGGAAUAAAGAAUUUACACGAAAAAUAUUGGUCGGACGAAAAUCGUUGUAACAUCAAAUUUAUCAUCAUCUAUCAAACCAUUUUUUUUCUUUAUGAAGCGUACCAUGUUUAACAAAAAGCUCAUUAAUUCUCUUUGUUGUAAACAAAAUGACGCAAGUAGAUUUGAGAUCUUUUCUAAGGCGACGGACAUCAAUUUUUGGUGCGGUAUCUGCUGCUUUCUGCCAAUUAUAUCCUUAAUUUGUUUUUUCGUUUUUCGUAAUUGCCCAAUAUUUCCCAAUGGGUCGCAAUCGUGGACAGUUUGGUGGGUUGUGGUCAUGUUUUGCAAGCGGUCAUUCCAAUAAAAUCUUUGAUUUUUAGAACCCGUGGUAAUGAACGUUUUGCAAUUCAUACUACACUAGCAGAUGGCUUGCCAAACCAAAUAUUUUUUAGGGAACUUGUCCAAAAAGUUUACUUUUCCUCCAUUUUUACUCAAUUUUUUUCGUACUCACAUUUCUAGUGACUUGCUUAGGGAGCCGAUUUGUCAAGAGUGCUCGAGAAAGCUGCUUACUGAGCAAACCUGUUAAUAUGGAAUUCAUGAUGCAACUCUAGCAAAUUGAAAGUAACUUUCUAAUUUAUUUUUUGUCUUUGGGACAAAUAAAGUCAGAUUUUAGAAGUAAUCCGCCAGAAAGUUGGAAAACGCUUUCUCAAACUAUUCGUACUUUCUGUUUCUUCACGAGGGAAAGCAAACAUUUUUGCUAGAAAAGUUAAAUCGAAAAGCCCUUUUUUGUCUGACAGCAGCCGGAGAGGAAUGAGAUUCGUUCGCGGUUGCAAAACUCUCAUCAAGGCGCCAAAUUUUGAAUUGUUGAGAUGGACGUGGGAACGUGGGGUAUUUGAUGGUUGGCAAGCCAAGUUCACGAACAGUUCACUGGUCACUUGUGAUUACUACAGAAGGUCGAGCAACUAACUAGAAAUUGAUUUACCAAUCAAUGAAUCAACUAAUUAGCAAAUUAGCUGCAAGACUAUUCAAUUAUGAGUAAAAAUAUAAAAAUAGCUGAGCAUAAAAUCAACAAACUUUUAAAUAGUGAAUUCAUGAAUUUAAUUAAAGUAAUGGGGAGAAGUUGAAGAGCAGUAAGUGUUGCAAAACAAAUACAUAUUUAUAUAAAAAUAUACCAUACAUGCAUACAUGUACUUGUAUAUACCUAUAAGUAAUAGUAAUUGUAGUUUUAAUUGUUUAAUGACUCAAAACUAAU